AUGCAUUAUUUCACAUACUUCAAUCGGACUGAUGCUGAAUUGCAUGGCUAUUGGAAAGCUUGCAAGGUACUGCUCAUCACGGAAAUUGCUUUGCUGCUAAUAAGCCACAUCUACUAUAUCAUGACUACCUACAUGAUGGUAAAGGGGAUGCGUUAUCAGAAGAAUCUUCGAAUUCUUUGGGUCAUGUGUAGCAUCCAGUAUUUAUUCAGCAUUAUGGAUCGGGUUCUUCAAAUUGGAAUUACGCUUUUUGAUAUCGAAGGAAGUCAUCCUUCAUUGGCUUUUGUGUACUCAUCGUAUAUGAGAGCGUUCUGCAUACAUAUAGGUUUGUUGAUUUAUACUGAUUCAUUUUUUGUUAUUUUUUUGAAGGUUUGGGAUUCCUUUCUGCCUUUUGUGGCCCAACCGCACGUUGUUCCCAUUCCAUGA
Molecule: messenger RNA, 423 nt
Organism: Ostertagia ostertagi
Lineage: Eukaryota; Metazoa; Nematoda; Chromadorea; Rhabditida; Trichostrongylidae
Source: the annotation of a GenBank genome assembly